CGGUCGCGCAUAAUCCCGUCGACCCACGACGACCCACGGCGAUCCACAACGACCUUGACGACCCACGAUGACCCACGACGACGACCCACGGCAAUCUACAACGACCUCGGCGACCCACGACGACCCACGGCGAAGCGCGACGACCCACGACGACAUAAGACAACCCACGACGACAUAGGACGACCCACGACGACCUACGACGACCUGCAACGACGACCUACGACGACCCACGACGACCUACGACGAGCAACGACGACCCACGACGACCUACGACGACCAACGAUGACCCACGACGACCAACGACGACCUACGACGACCAACGACGAUCCACGACGACCCAUGACGACCAACGACGACCAAUGUCGACCCAUGACGACCUACGUGACCAACGGUGACCAACGACGACCAACAACGACCCACGACGACCUACAACGUCCCACGACGACCAACGUUAACCCACGACGACCUACGACGACCUACGACGACUAA
This is a messenger RNA of Procambarus clarkii (red swamp crayfish), 489 nucleotides long. The record is from RefSeq and is a predicted model, not a curated record. NCBI's taxonomy places the organism in Eukaryota, Metazoa, Arthropoda, Malacostraca, Decapoda, Cambaridae.